GUCCCCGUACAUUUUCUCAACGAUUUUCUGGACAGAAUGGUACAAUGCUGAGGGUUUCAGCACCAGGAGUCUGUCCUCCUCCUUCAAGAGCCGAAUGAGAGAGUUUUAUCCCUCGGAAAACAUGAGAUAAUAAAAGCUCCAGCAUUUAUUGAAGAGACAGCUAGUUGAAUCCUGACGAUCAAUUGGAGAAUACGAUGAAUUAUUACGUGGGUGUGGACGUGGGUACUGGUAGCACAAGAGCUGCUCUCUUCGAUGGGGAAGGAAAAUUGAUAAAAAUCUCGACAAAUCCCAUUGAAACGUUUAACUCAGUCCCUGAUUUUUACGAGCAAUCCUCUGAGGACAUCUGGGAUGCUGUGAAAAAGGUCGUGAAAAAUGUUGUCAGCGAAAUUCCUAAGGAAUCUGUGAAUGGGAUAGGAUUCGAUGCUACGUGUUCUCUGGUACUUUUGGAUGAAGCUGGAGAUCCUGUGACAGCAAGUCUGAAUGGAGAUGACAAACGAAAUGUCAUCCUCUGGUUGGACCACAGGGCAGAGGCAGAGGCCAAUUUCAUCAAUAUGAUGGGUAAUCAGGCCUUGAGGUACGUCGGGGGGAGUAUUUCUCUCGAAAUGGAAAUUCCGAAAAUUCUGUGGCUCAAGAAAAAUCUCCCAGACACUUGGGCUCGAGUGAAACUCAUGUUCGAUCUUCCGGAUUUUCUCACGUGGAAGGCCACCGGCUCGGAGUCUAGAUCUCUGUGCUCCCUCGUCUGUAAAUGGAAUUACUCAGCGAGUCCAGAUGGUAAAAAUGGCUGGAAUGAGGAGUUCUUCAAUGAAAUUGGUCUCUCAGUCUUGAAAGAAAAUAACUGGAGGAGAAUUGGUAACGAGGUGAAAGCACCUGGGGAACCAGUGGGCAGGGGAUUAUCCUCGAGGGCUGCAGCAGAGCUGGGAUUAGCAGAAGGAACUCCUGUCGGUACUUCAAUAAUUGAUGCACAUGCUGGGGGUCUGGGGAUGAUUGGAUGCUCUGCUCCCAAUAUCUCUGAUAAUUUCACCAGCAGAUUGGGACUCAUUUGUGGUACAUCCACGUGUCACAUGGCAGUGAGUGAAAAACCAAUUUACGUCGAUGGUAUCUGGGGGCCUUAUUACAGUGCAAUGGUCCCAUCAUUGUGGUUGAAUGAGGGAGGACAAAGUGCCACUGGAAAAUUACUUGAUCAUGUAAUUGACACUCAUCCAGCGACCAGUUCAAUUCGCAAGAAAAUCUAUGGAAAAAUGCACAUCCAACAGUAUUUAUCGAAUUUAUUGCAAUCGAUGUCUCAGCAAAGAAGUUUUCCAGAUAUUUCGUAUCUCACGAAGGAUUUACACGUCUGGCCGGAUUUUCAUGGGAAUAGGUCACCCCUGGCUGACCCGACCCUCCAGGGGAUGAUAUCAGGGUUGUCUCUAGCCUCGGACGAGGAAAACCUCGCGCUGAUCUAUCUCGCCACUAUCCAGGCCCUUACUUACGGGACAAAACACAUCCUGGAGUCCCUAACGGAGUCACGAUACAAAAUCGAGACGAUCCUGAUAUGCGGUGGACUCAGCCAGAAUCCGUUGUUCGUGCAAAUUCACGCGGAUGUCCUGAAUCUCCCAGUUUUAAUCCCCUCCGAGAGGGAGUCUGUGCUCCUGGGGUCUGCCAUCCUGGGAUCCUGUGCUGCUGGCACUUAUCCAUCAGUCAGCAAAGCCAUCAGGGCAAUGGCAGGAAGUGGAAGUCUCGUGAGACCGAGAUCUGUGUCGUAUCAGUAUCACGUGAGAAAGUUCAAAGUCUUCAAAAAACUCGUGAACGACCAGAAAGAUUACAAGAAAAUGAUGAAUGAAACUCUUUGAUCGUUAAAAUCCGUCCAAAGGCAUAAAGUAACAAUUCAAUUACGGUUUUAUCACAAGAUUUAUUUUUACUACAUUUCCUUACAUUUCCAAAGUAAUUAAAGAUACUAUAAUUGUUCAUAUAUAUUUUGUAACAAAGGGGAGUAAAUAGUUGUGCGAUUUAACGUCA
Molecule: messenger RNA, 1995 nt
Organism: Fopius arisanus
Lineage: Eukaryota; Metazoa; Arthropoda; Insecta; Hymenoptera; Braconidae
Product: FGGY carbohydrate kinase domain-containing protein
Exons: 7
Coding region: 195-1829 (544 amino acids)
Biological process (GO): carbohydrate phosphorylation; pentose metabolic process
Cellular component (GO): cytoplasm
Molecular function (GO): D-ribulokinase activity
Source: RefSeq, a predicted model, not a curated record